This is a messenger RNA of Nycticebus coucang (slow loris), 2381 nucleotides long. RefSeq names its product RAD51 paralog D (gene RAD51D). NCBI's taxonomy places the organism in Eukaryota, Metazoa, Chordata, Mammalia, Primates, Lorisidae. Gene Ontology annotation, cellular component: replication fork; centrosome; Rad51B-Rad51C-Rad51D-XRCC2 complex. The record is from RefSeq and is a predicted model, not a curated record. The transcript has 10 exons. Gene Ontology annotation, molecular function: ATP binding; ATP hydrolysis activity; ATP-dependent DNA damage sensor activity. Bases 334 to 1257 code for a protein of 307 amino acids. Gene Ontology annotation, biological process: double-strand break repair via homologous recombination; telomere maintenance; DNA strand invasion.
UGGAGUCUCAGCGGGUUCCCAGAGGGCGGGUGAUUCCCCCCCACCUCCACCCCCAGGCCCCACAUUCACCUUCCUGCAGCUGCUGGCGCUCCAGCGCUUUUCCAGAAAGGCGCUCAGAGGGGUGUCUGGAGAGGGACCUGCUGGUGCCUACGUGGCGGGCAGCCUCCGAGCCGGCCGGGCUGUCCCGGCCAGCGGGAACAUGGGUGUACUCAGGGUCGGACUGUGCCCGGGCCUCACCCAGGAGAUGGUCCAGCUUCUGAGGAGCCGCGGGAUCAAGACAGACGAGGAAAAUCCAAUUGUGGGAGGCCCCAGGCUACUUCCUGCCAAUCGGCUAUGCCGGCUUUGUUUUUAGUGGUGGACCUGGUUUCUGCGGACCUGGAAGAGGUAGCCCAGAAAUGUGGCUUGUCUUACAAGGCCCUGGUUGCUCUGAGGCGAGUGCUGCUGGCUCAGUUCUCAGCUUUCCCCAUCAAUGGUGCUGACCUCUAUGAAGAACUGAAGACCUCCACUGCCAUCCUGUCCACCGGCAUUGGCAGCCUGGACAAAUUACUUGAUACUGGUCUCUAUACUGGAGAAGUGACUGAAAUUGUAGGCGGCCCGGGUAGUGGCAAAACUCAGAUAUGCCUUUGUGUGGCAGCAAAUGUAGCCCAUGGCCUGCAGCAAAACGUCCUGUACAUUGAUUCCAAUGGAGGGCUGACAGCCUCCCGCCUCCUGCAGCUACUUGAGGCUAGGACCCAGGAUGAGGAGGAACAGGCAAGAGCUCUCCAGAGGAUCCAGGUAACACAUGCAUUUGACAUCUUCCAGAUGCUAAAUGUGCUGCAGGACCUCCGAAGCACUGUGGCCCAGCAGGUGACCAGUUCUUCAGGGUCUGUGAAGGUGGUAGUUGUGGACUCAGUCACUGCAGUAGUCUCCCCACUCCUGGGAGGUCAGCAGAGGGAAGGCUUGGCCUUGAUGAUGCAGCUGGCCCGAGAGCUGAAGACCCUGGCCAAGGAUCUGGGCACAGCAGUGGUGGUGACCAACCAUAUGACACGAGACAGGGACAGUGGGAGGCUCAAACCUGCCCUUGGGCGCUCUUGGAGCUUUGUGCCCAGCACCCGGCUUUUCCUAGACAUCAUCAAGGGAGCAGAAGCAUCAGGAAGCCAGCGCACAGUGUGUCUGACCAAAUCUCCCCGCCAGCCAACAGGUUUCCAGGAGAUGGUAGACAUUGGGACCUGGGGGACUCCAGAGCCGAGCCCAGCAAUGCAGGGAGAUCAGACAUGACUGGUGCUGUUGGGCAGCAAGGAGGCUUCGAGUGCCCUCUCAGCUUCCCUCCCAGUAAUGCCUGCUGUUUACUGCCACCCAGCACACGGGAAUGCAGAAGUUCUCAAGCUGGCCAGAAGAGACGUCUCGGUCUCAUCAGCUCACUGUCUGCAGACACAUUUCAAGCUAUAGGCACAAGAGGACACUGCAGCCAGAGGACCGGAAAUUCAUGCUGGCAUCAAGUUUCCUUUCCUUGUUUCUGCCGUGUAUGCUUCCAGUGGGAGCCAAGUUCACCCGGGCUUAGGACAUCUCUGAAGAAGCACGGUAGUGACUGGGUGGAUAACCCUGUGUGUCUCCAUUGUGUCCUGUGCUCCAUCCUAGCACAGAGACCUAGCCAGGAAGACUCUAAUUUGCCUUUGCCUCUCAAUUUUUUUUUGCCUCUGCUUUUCUGUCUAUAAAGAUAGGAGGCCACUUUUCCCUUAGCUCUGUCUCUGAGUUACUGAGUGAAAAUAACUUUAUAAAUGCAAAACUUCUCCCUCUAUGUCCUGCUCUUAAAAAUAUCAAAGGGAAAUUCCCUGAGCCCCAGAGCCACCUGAUUUCUUCCAAAAGGUGAUUUUUCAGUGUUCCCUGAAAGGCCCCCAUGAAGUUAUUCCUGCUUUCCUUUUGCUGAUUUGGUUUCACACACCUGCAUACAUCACCAUGACUGUCAGAAUGUGAGCUUGCUGCAGUCUCAGGGAUAUAAUUUAACAGGAAGGGAGGUAUGACCUGCUCCUGGUGAAUCCAGCCACUUGUUUAAUAUGCAUGGUGCCCUGCAGGCCCCCUCCACAGUAUAGAGUAACCAGAGGUGGUGAACCAUGGUCUUGUCCAUAAAAAGAGGAGAAUUCGCACAGUAAAUAGAGCCAGCUGGGAAAAUUGAUGCUGACGUAAAUAAUACAUGGCUAAUCUAGUCCUUUAUGCAAAACUUCACUACUGAUGGCUCCGAGAUGCAAUAUAAUUACACCUCUCUUCCUGCCAGCUGUACCAGAGCCUAGUACCAUAGUGUAGGAAAUAACUCUCCUGUAUGUUCCCAGCACUGUGGCCUGUGACCCUGGUUGGGAGGGGAGGAUGAUGCCAGGGAAUGAGAAAUAAAAGGCAAAGUAGAGAAA